Xyrichtys novacula (pearly razorfish) is the source of this 5427-nucleotide messenger RNA. NCBI's taxonomy places the organism in Eukaryota, Metazoa, Chordata, Actinopteri, Labriformes, Labridae. The record is from the annotation of a GenBank genome assembly.
GCCCGCAGUUACGCCCUCUGCCCACAGGGGGGCGGUGUUUCUCCGUCAAAGCUGCUGACUCUGCACUGAAAGAAAUUCCCUCAAACCCGGAAGCGUUCCUCCAUCGGCCGAGCUGCUUCUUCUCAUUCAGGCUGCUGCGGUCCAAAUCGGGGAUUAAUUCGGAGAUCCGCUCGUAUCGGGGUCGUGAAAGCUUCACCUGCAGACAGAUUGAAGGAGAGCAGACAUGGCUGGUCGGUUACCGGCUUGUGUUGUGGACUGUGGUACAGGGUGAGGAUUUAUGAGCUGUUAGCUUUAUUAGCUUUUCAUUGAACGGCUGUCAAACUUCAGCUAACGCCCCGUUUAUGUGAGAGAGAGGAGCUCAUUCACCUCUGUGUUAAUGUAAUACCACUAUCAAAUCUUUAAUUAAUGUGAUAAAUUAACUUUAAAACACAACAUUUCCUUAGUUUAGUUGAUUUCUGCUUCAUCAUUGCUGUUAGCAUCUGCAGCUAAAAUCACUUCCUGGGCGAGCCUCACUUCAAAAACACCUUUAUCACUUUAUUCCUGCUCUUAUCAAAGUGCAAAGAUUUUCAUCAGUUUUAAUCUGAUUUUUCUGCUUUUUUAGGUACACAAAGCUUGGAUAUGCAGGGAAUACAGAGCCACAGUUCAUCAUCCCGUCAUGUAAGUGCAGAAAAAACGAGUUAUUAUCGUUUAUUUAAGGGUUUGUAGAGUCAAGAUUUGUUUAUUUAUCAUGUGCAUGUUAGACAAGGUCAAGAGUGAGAUGAAAUGACCUGGAUAAGAAGACCUCUCGACUCAAAGGGGGUACAGACAAAACAUACAAUAGUACUGAGGGAAUACAGUAAAAUAAGGACACAAUAUAUGUAUAUGUAUAUUUACAAAGUUGGUGAAUGUGGUUGUAUGAGAUGGAGGAUAAGUCAGUGGGAUAAAUGAGGUAUGAAAAUUGAAAAGGGGUGGAAAUUUUCUGGUAAAUUUGUGGUUAAUUUCCAGAGAUUUUCCAGUAGAAGUUAAGCUUGGGAAUUUUGGAAAUAUUCCGAAUUGGAAACUUUCAAUGGGAAUUAUGGGAAUUUAUGGGAAUUAACUGGAAAUUGGGGGUAAUUUAAACAAACUGUAGUGUACUGCAACAAUAGAGGAGGCGUCUAGAGUGCUUUAGGCUUAGCUUUUUGGAGCGAUACACUUUCAAGACUGCAAUAAAGCUAUUGAAGGCGUAAAAAUGGGUAAAAAAAUAAAAAUAGAAUUAACUUUCGGCUUGACUUUCUAACAUGGCAACUAUGAAGGAGGAUUAAAGAGUGCUAUAAAAAUAUCAUAGUACAGUAUGAUACAAAAAAGUCAUAGUAUAAAAUUAUAGAAUGUCAUAGUAUACUAUGAUAAAAAAAUACGUCUUAGUAUAGUAUGAUAAAAAAAUGUCAUUAUCGUUUAGUAUGAUAAAGAAGUCAUAUAAUAGUAUAAUAUAAAAAUAUCAUUGUGUAGUAUGAUAAAAAAAUGUCAUAGUUUGUGUCAUUUAUUGUAUGUGUGAGUGAUGCUUUCAGGAUGAUUCAAGAUAUAUUAUUGUAAAAAUAAAAUCACAGUAAAAACAUUUUAGUGCUGCUGAUGUAGGCCUACGAUUCUAACUGUCGAUAUGUCAAAGCUCUGCUACCGUUAUGUGCCUUCUGCUGUGCAAUGUGCACUGAGCGUCCAAAGAACAGGUAGUUGUGGGGCAAAACAAUGUUGCAAAAAAGGACAGAGAAAAGAAAGAGGAAGAAUAGAAAAAACCACAGAGAUAAAGGUUUAUUUACAUGUCCUGGGAUGUUAAUCAAAGAGGUUUGUGAAAGUGUGUGAAAGAUCAACAAUCAAUAUUAUUGGCAGAAAUAGAGGGCCCCAAAAUCAAAAUUUGCUUUAUUCAAGUUUCAAUAGUUAAUACUAUUAUAGAUCAAAUUUUAUUUACCCCAUAAUAUUAUCAAAACUUUCUUGACUUUAUUUAGUCUAUGGGCUCAAAUGUCUUGUGGUCUGGGUUCAAAAGUGUGGCCUCCAGGAUUCAAGAAAUCAUCUGUGCAUGUGAUGGAGGAAUGUACUUGCAUUAAAUCUGUUUGUUUUAGCCAAUAUUAUGCUACAAUAUAUUUUGCCCAUCUAUAUUUAAGUUCCCUGUCGAGGGCCAACCUUCAAUUUUGUAAAUUCAAGAUUUAUUCCCACCAGUUCCCAUGGAAAGUUUCCAACUUUGCAACCCUAGUUGAUAAAUAUACUCACUUCCUCAAAUGUAAAAACUGUCUUCUGCACUUUAACCUCCAGGUAUUGCAAUCAAAGAGUCCGCCAAGGUGGGAGAUCAGGCCCAGCGCAGGAUGAUGAGAGGUGUCGACGACCUGGACUUCUACAUUGGGGAUGAAGCCAUCGACAAACCCUCAUAUUCAACAAAGGUCUGUGAUGAAUUCAGGACCCUCUUCAUGAAGCUGAAGACCGAGUUUGACCCACUCCCUCUCUCUCUCUUUGUCUUCUAGUGGCCGAUCCGCCAUGGGAUUGUGGAGGACUGGGACCUGAUGGAGAGAUUCAUGGAGCAGAUUAUCUUCAAGUAUCUGCGGGCAGAACCUGAAGACCACUACUUUCUCUUGGUGAGACCGGAGCGUUUAAGUCUAAUAUGUGGACACUCAAAUAUAUCAUCAAAGAUAAUCCUGUAAAUGUGUCUCGUUUCGUCUCAUCUUUGUGUUUGUUUUCUCUCUCCACAGACAGAGCCUCCUCUCAACACACCAGAAAACAGAGAGUACACGGCAGAGAUCAUGUUUGAGUCCUUCAACGUGCCGGGUCUCUACAUCGCUGUGCAGGUACGAGCCUGAAACAUCCCACCAGCUUCAAGUGACAUUUAGAGAACCUCUAAAACCAGACGACAACCCGGUGUUUAAAUUUAGCUCAGACUUUUACUCCCAGGAUAUGAAGACAUUCACAGUUUCUAUGAGGAAAUGCGAGUUUUCACUUCUUCUUUUGACAUUUUCCACUCGAUGUGAGUCACUAUUCUUAAAAUCUAGACUAUCACCACAGAGUGAGGGGCUCAUUCUGUGCCUCAGAGCUGUUUUUGAACUCUUAAUCGUCUCUAUCAGGCUGUCCUGGCACUCGCUGCCUCCUGGACGUCCCGGCAGGUAGGAGAGCGAACCCUGACGGGCACCGUGAUCGACAGCGGAGAUGGAGUCACGCACGUCAUCCCUGUGGUAGGCAUCUCUUCUUCAAGAUCAUCUCCUUUCAAGUUUGUCCUCUUCUUUACGAACUCUUUUCUUUUUUGAUUUCCAGGCUGAAGGUUACGUCAUCGGCAGCUGCAUCAAGCACAUCCCGAUCGCCGGCAGAGACAUCACGUACUUCACCCAGCAGCUGCUGAGGGAGAGGGAGGUGGGGAUUCCUCCGGAGCAGUCGCUGGAGACGGCUAAAGCGGUCAAGGUGGGUAAAAAUCUCCCCCAGAGUUUAAAGCCCCUGAUGUGCAUUUCUCAGUUUGGCCACAAGAGGUCAGUGCAGCUAAAGAACUGAAUCACCAAGAAGAUCAUUUUGCAUUUAAAGCUGGAAGAUUAAACUUGUAUUGGACCGUUGUUGUUUCAGGAGCGCUUCAGCUACGUUUGCCCUGACCUGGUGAAGGAGUUCAACAAGUACGACACGGACGGCUCCAAGUGGAUCAAACAGUACACGGGAAUCAACGCCAUCACCAAGAAGGAGUUCACCAUCGACGUGGGCUAUGAGCGCUUCCUGGGGCCUGAGAUCUUCUUCCACCCCGAGGUUCAGAGACAUAAUACGUCACGUUAAGAUUUUAGCUCCUCAGGAUCAGUGAGUUUUUCCUGCUUUUCUAACUAAACUAAACUCUCUCCUCCCAGUUCGCCAACCCGGACUUCACCCAGCCGAUCUCAGAGGUGGUGGACGAGGUCAUCCAGAACUGCCCCAUUGACGUCAGGCGUCCGCUGUACAAGGUAUCCACACACACAAACACACAAACACCUCCUCAGCCGCUUCACUUACUUUGUAUCUUUGUCUUCAUAUUUUACUUCAUCCUGUCCUCGCAGAACAUCGUUCUCUCCGGCGGCUCCACCAUGUUCAGGGACUUCGGCAGACGCCUACAGAGGGACCUGAAGAGGACUGUGGACGCCCGGCUGAAGAUGAGCGAAGAGCUGAGCGGCGGGAAAUUAAAGGUGAGGAACCGUGUGGACUUUUUUUACUCUCUGUUUGGGCUACAGCUGAUAGAUGCGCAUGAAACACCCAAACAGAUAUAGCGCCAUGAAGAUGAAAGUUACUCACUCUCUCUCCGUUUCCUGUUAAAGCCCAAACCCAUCGACGUUCAGGUCAUCACUCACCACAUGCAGAGGUACGCCGUCUGGUUCGGAGGAUCAAUGCUGGCAUCUACAGUGAGUAUCAGAGCAGUCAAGUCAGCUGACUCAUACAGCCCGUCUACGACUGUCCGUAUAAGCUUGUAAAGACGAUUCCAACAAAAACAAACUAAAAAAGUCACAUUUUAGAAUUUUUACCCCACAUUUUUUUCUUAUUUCUCAUUUUCUUCGUGUUUCAGCCUGAGUUCUACCAAGUGUGCCACACCAAGAAAGACUAUGAGGAGAUCGGCCCGAGUAUCUGCCGCCACAACCCCGUCUUCGGAGUCAUGUCUUAGGGCCGACGGAGGAGGAGGAGGAGGAGGGGGCGCUACGAGACCUCACAUGCUGUGGAAGUCCCAUGAGCCUUUGCACGGAUGCUCCUGACGCACUUGUCAUUCUGAAUCGAGGGGACAGUGGACCAAAACAAACUGCCGAUAAAAAGAGCGGCAAAACGUCCCGGAGGGAACAAACAGAACUGAGCUCGAAGGGUCCUCAGAUACAAAGUUUACUGCGAGUAGGUUCAUAAUAGGUGAUCAAUCUUUCAUUUCUGCGUGCCUCGUAUAUGUUCUUCUAAUAUCCUCACAGGGUUGUUUCAUGUUUCAUUAAUCAACAGGAGUCCUGUAUAAACUUCUCUGCACUUCUCUGUGUAUAUAGGUGGGGGUUUUCGCGGUAUAUUAUGUUCUCUAAAAAUAAUAACGGUUGUUUCAAGAUGCGGGAAGGUCUUAGCUUCAUUAUUUUCCACAAAAACGUUGAGUAAAAGGAUUUUUUUUCAAGCAUUAAAGGAGAAAAAAAAAAAAGAAAAUCAUCCACGAGACAUUCAGACCAUUCCUUCUUUUCUUAUUUCGCUGGAAGAAAUAAUUAUUUGAACAUUUCAAAUAAAUACUCAGAUGUUUGUUCAAAUAAAUAUUUCCCAGGUUUUUUCUUUCACUUUUUUAUUUGUAUUAAUCAUCUCUGGAACAACAAAAAAAAAAAAUUGUAUUAAUAUAUGAAGAUGCAGUUUGAACGACUGUUGUUGGACCAUCACUGUUGCCUAGAUCUCAGUUUUACUGGAUAGCCUUGUACUGUACCAAAUCUGGAUCUCAAUGCCGGCAUUCCAAAUAAAUGCCAAGGAGGUAUUUUCUUUCUA